Molecule: messenger RNA, 1498 nt
Organism: Boleophthalmus pectinirostris (great blue-spotted mudskipper)
Lineage: Eukaryota; Metazoa; Chordata; Actinopteri; Gobiiformes; Gobiidae
Gene: ppa2
Product: inorganic pyrophosphatase 2
Exons: 12
Coding region: 162-1193 (343 amino acids)
Biological process (GO): phosphate-containing compound metabolic process
Cellular component (GO): cytoplasm
Molecular function (GO): magnesium ion binding; inorganic diphosphate phosphatase activity
Source: RefSeq, a predicted model, not a curated record
GCACGUGGGAUCUUAUUGUGAAAGCUCGUGGCGGAAGUGGUCAUAGUCUCUCGUUCACGGUUUGGCCGUACGGAGCUCGUGCUGCUCUCGUGCUCCUGCGCGGUCGCGGAUGCGCGUGGAGCGGUGACGAAUGGGAACCAGGAACCGGAGAGGAGCCUAUAAUGAGACCGCUGCUGUCGCGCUGCUCGGCUGGCUAUUUUCUGAAAACUUUAGCUACAUUUCCAGCUUCUGGACACAACCAGGUCACACAAGCAGCUGCCGUACACCAACUGUAUUUACGACAAAACAUGCACUAUCUCACAGAAGAAAGAGGGCGCCCCAAUGCACCCGACUACCGGAUUUAUUUUAAAACCUCAGAGGGAAAGUACAUUUCUCCAUUCCAUGACAUCCCACUUGUUGCAGAGAAAGAAGUGGAUAAUGGCGUUCCAGCAAAGAAGACAAAGAAGAGUGACUCAGAGGUGCUUUAUAACAUGGUUGUGGAAGUACCUCGAUGGUCAAAUGCCAAAAUGGAGAUUGCUACAAAAGAACCUCUAAAUCCGAUCAAACAGGAUGUAAAGAAAGGGAAGCUCAGAUACGUGGCAAAUAUCUUUCCUCAUAAAGGUUAUAUUUGGAACUAUGGAGCUCUCCCACAGACGUGGGAGGAUCCAAACCACACAGACAAAAAUACAGAGUGUUGUGGUGACAAUGACCCUAUAGAUGUUUGUGAUAUAGGCUCUCAGGUGUGCCGUCCAGGUCAAGUGAUCCAAGUCAAAGUGCUGGGGAUCUUAGCCAUGAUAGAUGAAGGUGAAACAGACUGGAAGGUCAUUGCCAUCAACGCUGAAGACCCAGAUGCUCAAAACCUCAACUCCAUAGAAGAUGUUCGUAAGAGCCGACCUGGUCACUUAGAAGCUACAAUUGAAUGGUUUAAGAAGUAUAAAGUUCCAGAUGGCAAACCUGAGAACAAGUUUGGAUUUGAUGGGCAGUUUAAAGAUAAGGACUUUGCAGUUGAGAUAAUUAAAUCCACCCAUGAGCACUGGAGGGCACUAGUGCACAAGAAAUCUGCUGCUGGGGACAUCGACUGCAAAAAUGUGUCCUGCUGCGAUAGUCCUUUUAUAUGCAGUGAUGAAAAAGCGAACGCUGUGAUCCAGUCGGCACCUGCAUUUGGCAGUGCUCUUCCUGUGUCUCCAGAUGUGGACAAGUGGCAUUUUGUCUAGAGGACCAAGAGCAAGUAAAGCCAACAGCACCAACGUAAUCAGUAUCAGGUAUUCAUAGUAAGAGCUACGGCUGUUGGUAAGAGACAAAACUGUGUAAAGUGCCAUAUACUACACCUUUUCAGAAAUCAUUGAGCACAUGAGCAGAUAUUUAUAUUAUUAAAAAUCAUACACCAAUUAGUUGUGUUGCUGGCUGGCGAACUUUAUAAAUUGUGUUAUGUGAACAAUAUACUAUGUUUUAUCUGCCUGAUUUUGUGAACUUUUUUUAUUAUUUUUAUCUUGGGGACAAUAAAAAUCUUAAAGUUAAA